AGUAGAGACGCCAGGACACGCAGGGGACCGUGGUUCGAAUCUUUGUGCGGGCUGAUCACUUCAUUCACGGAGCUACCGUAUAUAUUAGAGGUAUCACAGUUUGACGCGCGCAUGCAGAGUGUGUAUGGAAGGGAUCACUGUUUGACGAUGGCAGAAAUGGACGUGGGCGAAAUGAAGAUGGCGGGAGACGAGAACAAGUACACGUUCAAACACAAAGCCAUGUCGGUGAUGUUGUCCGAGAUGCAGGCCUUCCAACGACAUAUAGAACACUCGAUCCUGGUGGUGAGGCGGGAGUCCUACUACAUCGCCGGGAUCCUCUGCGCUAUCACCAUGCUCAUCCUCGUCGUCGGCUCCCUCUACUGUCAUUUCCAUGGCAACCGCAGAUACGUCAGAUACACCAAGUUGUCGAGGGAUGAAAAUUCAAAUAACGAUAAACAAAAUAUUAAGUCAGAAAAUGGGCGACACAAACCAAAAUAAUGUUUUCUCCUGAAUCUAGGAAUGCCUGUACAACAUUGUAGAGUACCUGAGUUGUGUUGCUGAAUGACUGUGUUUAUUAAUGUGUUGUGAGAAUCUGAUAGACCUGCUUCUAAACGUCUUCACACGUCGUGGAUUCUGAGAGUGUCACUAAAAACCGUGUGACAUAUCAGCUAAUAUUCUACAGAUUGGAGAUAGAUCGUGAUUUCUUAUUUGUCGAAAUCCACUAGUUAUCUGUACACAUGUAUGUGUUCCGUGGUUCUGAUUUAAUACGGCGAUAUUGUGCAGUGAAUUGAUGUUUGCUUCAGCAGAACGUCAUUAGACACCAAAGUCUUCUGUCCAUUCCAAAGCAAUAGUUGAUCCAUUGAUCCAGCGCUGUUUUACCUGUGCCUUGUUGUUUACCGCCCUAAUGCUACCCCGGUGUGAUUCGAGGUGAUAUAACGCAGAGAUAUAACCCAGUGAUAUUACACAGUGAAAUAACAAAGUGAUACAACACCUGUGCCUUUGUGUGAUGUUAUAUUUAGCUCCUUUAUAAUGGCUGAUAGAGCCAAACGAUGGAAAGUGUUAAACUGAGGUUCUUAUCAUUCCACCAUCUUUCUAUAGACAGGGGUGUUGUCAACAGGGUUCUGUAGCAGCUGGAUUUGGGGGCCGAAAAGUGGGGGUUGGGAAAUGGGGGUAUACGGGGAGUUGGGGGAUUAGGAAAUGAGGGUACGCUAGGAAGUGUGGAUUAGGAAAUUAAGGUACGCUGGGAAGCGGGGGUUAGGAAAAGGGGUACUCUGGAUGGUGGGGGUUAGGAAAUGGGGGUACGCUGGGAGGGGUAUACGCUCGGAAGUAGGGGUGCGCUGUGAAGAGGGGGUGUGCCAAAUUAUCAAGCAGGUUGUGUAAUGGACCAAAAUAAUGUUUUCACAGAAGAGAUAAUCAGUACAGAAUGCUAUGAUAUAAUUACAGGCGUACGGACUUACCAAGCUCUGCGGAGGUGGCUCCUUGUCGGGAAAAAAACCUCCAAACAAAACAGUAUGAAACGCUUUACCUGGUAAAAACUAUUCACUGCGGAGACUGCUCUCUCACACGCCCAGUCCCACGCCCAGCCCCGACCCUCCAGUGUAUGCAUAGUUGAUUCGUAGUUUAUAAAAUCACACAUCUUUGGGAACGAUCUUUUCUACAUAGACUAGCCAAUAUUGUACCUCGAUAAUGAGAUAACUCUGUAUAAUGGACACGUUGUGGUGAGCGAGGUGUGUCUAAAGACAGGUGUGAUAUGGAUUGUGGAAUCCUCAACAUGGCUUGAUUCAUCUUAAUACGCUCAACACAAUCUUAUACUGAAGUGACAUCUUGUGGUGGAUUAGGAAAAGAUCUGGUGUGUUGGAAUUCCUCGGACGUUUUCUCAUCAAAAUAUAUCUAUGCAAUGUUUUCUUAUUAUCACUGUAGUACACCAGGCUUAUUUAUUUAUAUUUUCUACUGAAAUCUCACGCAAAUCCUGGCGUUUGAGAGUAUUGUGUUCGUUUGCCAAUGUUUUUGUUUUCUUUUUCUUUUGUUUUCUUUUUCGUUUUUGAGGGGGGAGGGAGGAGAGGCUUAGGGGAGAUAUUUCGUUCGUUUGUUUCAACUUUGUAAUUAUCUUGUGUCGCACACAUUAGGCAACACGUAAUUUCUAUGAAAUGUAAAAUGUAUUUAUCGCCUAUUGUAGAUAAUGUUGAUUAGUUGAUCACUGAAUUUCAACGGGUAGUUUUAUACAAACUGAACGUGACUAUAUAGCACAUACACCAAUUAGUUAUUACUGACAACAGGUCGCUUGGGUUCCCAGAUAUUUGAGAAAUGCCACACACAUUACUGAGUUAAGUGUCCAGUCACAUGUGCAUAUGUGUCACUGGUGCUAGAAAUGUAUAUAUAGUAAUACCUCUGACAUAAUGUAAUACUUUAACAAAAUACAUUGAGUGUAUACCCACGCCAGUGGUACCGUGUCGAAAUACAACACUCGGGUAACGUAGCUUAGAACUAUGUACAUGUUAUGAACAAACUGAAAUCUCUUACUAAUACUAUGGCUGUGAUAGUUGAAUGAGAACAAAUGUCAAUAUAUUCUCAGUAUGCAAUCUCGGUAACGGACAGUAUACAUUAUUGGUAACUAUCAGUAUGCAGUAUCAGUGAAACAAAAUGUCAAUGAUUGUCAGUAUGGAAUAUCAGUAUACAGCGACAUUAACUACCAGUAUACAGCGACAUUAACUACCAGUAUACAGCGACAUUAACAGUAUACAGUAUUAGUAGCUGUCCGUAUACAGCGCCAAUAACUGUAUAAAUGAAUACAAUAUCAGAAAACUAGUUGGGUAAUUGUCAGCAUACAGUGACAUUAUACUGCUGGUAUAGUGGCAGUAUAAUGUGGGUACUGUGAGAGUAUACUGAGUCAGUAUAGGUACAGUAUUCUGUUAGUAUGGUUUCAGUAUAAUGUCAUACCAUUUGUAAAUAUAGUGUUAGUAUGCUGUCGUUUGCAGUAUAAGCAUAAAGUAUACUGAAUAUUAAUAAUAAAUAUGAAUUAAUAUUAAUAAUUUCAAUACGCUGUAUACUAUGUCUGUAUGCUAUUUCAGUAGUGUCGAAAUACAGUGCUAAUAUACAUUGUCAGUCUACAGUUUCAAAUUCGGUAUUAGUAUACAAUAUUGAUAUACUGUGAUAGUAUACAAUGUCAGUAUACUCUAGUGUAUAGAGUACCCAUGUACUGUUUAUUAUCCAGUGGCAGUAUAUAUAGUGUAUAAUUUGAGUACAUUGUUACACUAACAGAAUGGUGUUGGUAUAUGUCUGUAUUCUGUGAUUUGUAUUUCUACCGGGUAAUGUCUAAUUCCAGAAGAUUUUCACUUCACUGCCUCCCUGUGUUGUGGCUGUUCGAGACACCGCAGUAUAGAGGUUUCACUGUCGUGACAGUGUAAAUGGGUUGAAUCGAUCCGCGUGCUUUCAGAUGUACGACCAUGACCGUAGGUCAUCCUCAGUAGAACCAUAUUUUGUACACCUGUAUUUUGAUAUAUCUAAAUAUUUUGUUGAAUUUUAUUAAAUCUUUCUAAUAGCUAA
Molecule: messenger RNA, 3522 nt
Organism: Gigantopelta aegis
Lineage: Eukaryota; Metazoa; Mollusca; Gastropoda; Neomphalida; Peltospiridae
Exons: 3
Coding region: 112-477 (121 amino acids)
Source: RefSeq, a predicted model, not a curated record